This is a messenger RNA of Dalotia coriaria, 1359 nucleotides long. Its product is annotated as F-box only protein 6-like. The record is from RefSeq and is a predicted model, not a curated record. Gene Ontology annotation, cellular component: cytoplasm; SCF ubiquitin ligase complex. Bases 260 to 1123 code for a protein of 287 amino acids. Gene Ontology annotation, biological process: glycoprotein catabolic process; SCF-dependent proteasomal ubiquitin-dependent protein catabolic process. Gene Ontology annotation, molecular function: protein binding; ubiquitin protein ligase activity. The transcript has 2 exons. Lineage: Eukaryota; Metazoa; Arthropoda; Insecta; Coleoptera; Staphylinidae.
ACAUAAACUUGAAAAGUUGAAUCUCCCCACUAACUUCAAUGACAUUAUUCAUUACUGCACAUUACUGGCUGAGCUCACGUUCAGCUGUCUUUGACGUUUAGAUGUUUAUUGUGUUGUUGUGCUCAACUUUUCACCGGUUUCUACCUAUGUCCUUCCAUAUUUGUGCUUGUUGCACAAUAAUACGUACAAUUGUGUGUACCGCCAGGUAGUAUGAAGUCAGUUUUCAGCUGUUGAUUGAGUAACACUUGAAAACAAAAGCAUGGGAAAUAUGUUUCCCAAAAGCAACAACAAUAUGUCAGCGAUAGAAGAUGACGACGGCACAAACGGGUACUGUUUACGUGGUGUAUAUAUUCCAGAAGAUGUACUGAUAAUACUGCUAAGUCGUGUUGAUCCUAAGCAACUUCUAAAUUGCAAAUUGGUGUGCAAAACAUGGAAUCGAAUAAUCAAGUCCAGAGCACUAUGGCAUGAAGUGUGUCUUCAGAAUAAUGUUACAUGGAAAUGCUUACCCUGGUAUCUCUAUUAUGCUAAAUUUGCCACUGAUUUCUUUGAUACGAAUUUAAUAAAGAAUGGAAAUGGACAAGAGAAAUUUGAUCAUUGGGUAAUCAAUCCUGUUUUUAGUGGUGAUGGUUUUGUGAUUGAGAAUGAACCAAGUGGAAGUUGUCCUUUGCCAGAGGACGUUGAUGAUUUCAGAGGCCAUAAGAGUUGUUUUGCUACUUCAUUUGGCUUAUGUAGCAAGCAACAAGUUCUUAAAUUCAAGAACAGUCCAUUUAAAAGGCACAUUAUAAAUAAAUUCAAACCUACAAUUAUUGUAAGCGAAUGGUUUGCGCCGCGAUUUGAUUGUUCAGCUAGAUUUAAGCUAGUAAUUCGUGUAGUAUCAUCACACAAAAACUUUAACUGUUUUAUAAAAGAAAAUAUGUUUGAACAAUGGACAGAAGGAAUAUGGGAAAAGUUUACACUUGAAAUCAAUGAUUAUGAUGAUGAUAUUGAUUACAUUGUGUAUCAACAUGAUGGACAAGAUGGAUUAUUCUGGAAAGGACACUAUGGAGUGAAAAUGGCUGGAGCUUCCUUGAAAUUCUCAUUUGAUAGUAUAGCUGAGCAGGAUAUCUCAGAAGAGAUGGAGUAAUGUAUAAUAUGGUAUAUAUUUUUGUACAAUCAAAAUAGUUUAAUUGGAAACUCAAAUUAAGCCAACUAAUAUAUUUUAAUAUAUUUUUAACAACCAUUAUUAUAUUUCAAAGUUUAUUUUUGUUGAUUGCACUAAUUUUUAAAAAUUGCUGUGAGUUAAAUUUUCAUAUAUAUUAUACUAAGUUACCUGGAAUACUUUACUUUGUAUAUACUAAAAAUAUAUAUUGCAAUUACUAA